Messenger RNA from Paramuricea clavata, 2596 nucleotides. NCBI's taxonomy places the organism in Eukaryota, Metazoa, Cnidaria, Anthozoa, Malacalcyonacea, Plexauridae. The record is from the annotation of a GenBank genome assembly.
AUGAAGGCGCCCCCCGCAUUAGGUGACGAGGAGAUUGUUUUGCGCCCGCACGUGGGGGACAUACGCGCUCUGCUCGAUCCAGCUGCGACAGCUGACAAUAUUUGUUCCUUUCUAGCCAAGGUUGCGCGAUACACUAGCGAUCAGCUCGAAGCGCACUUAAUUCACUUAGCCCCACUCGACGGCUCGGAAACCCUGUUUAGGCUAGUCCCAGGUAAAGUUUGGCGAGAAUGUAGUGCUGCGUUAUUGUACCCGAUAGACGUAUUAUAUAAUGCAUCUCAACAGGCAUGCGAACUCCGCACUAGGCCUUUGGAUAUUUGCAAUAUGGUUAACGGAUAUUAAAAUAUAGAUAAUUAGUUGACGUCAGUGAACAAUGUAAGCAUGCGAGCUCAAUGCAAACUGCCCUUAAAACGAACUUCUAUUUGUAAAAGUGAAACGAAAAGCGUUGACAAAACUUAACUAGGGAUCCAAGGAUAGUGUGGAUCAAAACUUGUAACGGAAGUGUGUAGCUCAGCAGUUCGUAGUGAAAACGGAAAAAAAUUCACGCUCUUUGAUAAAAGUUUCAAGAAUUUUAUUUCGAUUUUUACGUGUUGUAUCAUAAAUAUAUAUUUCUCAAAUUAUUUGAAAACUGUGGUUUUUCGUAAUUGUUUGUCACAAAAGUCAAAUAAUGGAAACAAGUUAGGAAUAAUGGACAAAUCAUGCGGCCAGUUCUAGGAGACGCGGGCGGAGGACGGGAAACUAAAGUCUAAUUUGGAGUGGCCUUAUAGCAGUGUUUAAUCAAAGCAGUUUUGAAACAAAUUUAUUCUCGUAUAAAGAUCUGGUACAGUUAUCGUUGCACUGAAUUGAACACGAGUUUGCACCGUUGUGCUAGACAGUAAACAAGCCAACAAGGUCCGUGACGGUACACGUUGGCUUGCUUUUUUCUUCUAUUGCAUAGAGCUUGUUGGCGAGCCAAGCGAUUGGCGAUAACACGUUGGCUAUCUCCUCGUCUUUCUUGUUUAAAAAAAGAGCUCUGACUCAACUGAUUCUUUAGUCUCGCAAGUGAUUUUCUUCGUACAAACACCGGUACAAACACCCGCUUCUGUUUAAAUGGUAAUUUUUACGAGUACAAAUUAUUGUUAAUGGACGAUACUCAAUGCGCUAGACCUAAAAAUUAUAGAUUUAAAAUGUCUAUGUUAAGCCAACUCGAAAGCUACUAUUGUCUAAACAAAGGAAGACUCUAUCACAGACUUUCAUUAUUUGCUUGCCAAACCCGUAGGCUACUGCACCCAGUAUCGUUUAUUAAUUAUUGUCCAAACCACUAUGUUUGACCUAUUCAUAACUAUGACAAUGAAACUAUAGUUAAACAUGGGCAGAUAUCCGAGUUAGCUUUAUCUGCCUAUAUCAUUCUUACUUGGAUUGCGAGCUGUAAAGACUGAUUUAAAGAGUCAGUAUUCAACCGUCCGUCGAAGUACCGAGCAAUUUGGGCGAGUUAUCAAUUUUAGAGUUGAAGAACCUUUGCCGCGAACUCAACUUUUCCUGCGCUGGCGGCCGACGAGUACUUACAACGCGUCUACAAAACGAAAGAGAACGUCUAAACACGAAUACGCCGCAAUCCAACAUUCAAACCGUUCCAGUAAACAACACGUUAUCUAAUUCCAACGCAAGGGAAAGCUUCAGCGCCGACCAACUGGCACAGAUCACGCAGAUUGUUUCGCAGUCGAUUUCGUCUUUCUUCGAAAGCCAACACGCCACAACAACCGCGACCCGUGUAGAUGAGCAGCCAACUAUCCCGCCACCGCCAACGCCACUCGAAAGGCUAGAACAGCUUGGUCAAUUUCCAUUUUUAAGUUCCAGCGAGCUCCAGCAGCAGCCGACUUCAUCCCAUGGACCUGUUGCCUCAAUCCAGCAAGCAGAUGGGGGAUUCACGCCAGAGAUUCCAAACAAAUACGUUCGUGACAUCGAAAGUGGUGAGUUUUUUGAGCUUGCUAAAUUAUUGCCAAAAAAUUUAAAUAAGUUAAAUGUUGGUUCCGAUUCUUCUGACAACGUGGGUUUCACAAUUUCCUCUACGGGAAUCUCAUUAACACCGCGCAAGCCUCAAGUGCUGACUAACAUUGAAGAGUGGACAACCGCUUUCAACACGUAUAUGUUAAUCAUAGUACAAAAAUUUCCAAAUCGUGCAUCAGAACUUUUACAGUACAUGGAAACCAUCCGUCAUACGGCAAAAACGCAUGGCGGUUUAGGCUGGUGCAUAUAUGAUCAUAAAUUUCGCUAUAAAGCCGCCGCGUGUCGAACAUUGUCGUGGGCCAACAUUGACAUGCAGUUAUGGUUGCGUAUUUUCACCGCUAGCUCUACUCAGUUGCGGGAAGAUUAUUCCCUUUUUUCUAACGGACCCUCAAACAAAGCUGGGGCAGCGAGGGACGGAAUUUGCCACAGCUACAACAGGGGUAGACCUUGCUCAUUACGACCCAAUUGCCCUUACACUCACCGAUGUAACCGAAUUGGCUGUGGGGGGAACCAUCCUGGGUACCAAUGUCCACAAUCGCGUGGGGAAAACGAUCACAACGACGAUCACCCUUCACAAUCCGCCCGUAGCUCCGCGAAGACCAACAGAAAAUAG